AUGGAGACAUGGAAUCACACUUCCAAUGAUUUCAUUUUGUUGGGGCUAUUUCCCCCAAAUCAAACUGGCUUGCUUCUCUUACUCCUUAUCAUCUUUAUAUUCCUUCUCGCCUCCAUGGGCAACUCCACCAUGAUUCACGUCAUCCGCAUGGAUUCCCGACUCCACACUCCAAUGUACAUUCUCCUCAGCCAGCUCUCCCUCAUGGACCUGAUCUACAUCUCCACCACUGUCCCCAAAAUGGUGUUCAAUUUCUUCUCUGGUCAGAAGGGCAUAUCCUACCUGGGAUGUGGGGUUCAGAGCUUCUUCUUCGUGACCAUUGCAGGAUCUGAAGGGUUACUCCUGGCUUCUAUGGCCUAUGACCGAUAUGUGGCCAUCUGCCACCCCUUGCAUUACCCCAUCCGCAUGAGUAAAAGGAUGUGUGUGAAGAUGAUCAUAGGAUCUUGGAUCUUAGGUGCCAUUGACUCUGUAGCACACACAGCCUAUGCCCUCAAUAUUUCUUACUGCAGAUCCAGGGCCAUUGAUCACUUCUUCUGUGAUAUCCCAGCCAUGGUUACUCUGGCUUGCAUGGAUACCUGGGUCUAUGAGUACAUGGUUUUUGUUAGCACAAGUCUCUUUCUCCUUGUUCCUUUUCUUGGAAUCACAGUUUCCUAUGGCCGGGUGCUUUAUGCUGUCUACCAUAUGCGCUCCAAAGAGGGAAGAAAGAAGGCCUUCACCACCUGUUCCACACAUUUAACUGUGGUGACAUUCUACUAUGCACCAUUUGUCUAUACUUAUCUCAGGCCCAGGACUUUCCGCACCCCACAAGAAGAUAAGAAUCUUGCAGUUUUCUACACCAUUCUGACCCCCAUGCUCAAUCCCAUCAUCUACAGCUUGAGAAAUAAGGAAGUCCUGGGAGCCAUGACAAGAGUGUUUCCAAUACUCUCCUCCAAGAAGGAAUGA
Messenger RNA from Condylura cristata (star-nosed mole), 939 nucleotides. RefSeq names its product olfactory receptor 2L13-like. Gene Ontology annotation, biological process: G protein-coupled receptor signaling pathway. The transcript has a single exon. Gene Ontology annotation, cellular component: membrane. NCBI's taxonomy places the organism in Eukaryota, Metazoa, Chordata, Mammalia, Eulipotyphla, Talpidae. Gene Ontology annotation, molecular function: olfactory receptor activity; G protein-coupled receptor activity. Bases 1 to 939 code for a protein of 312 amino acids. The record is from RefSeq and is a predicted model, not a curated record.